AUGAGUGACGACGACGACUUCGCAGCAUGCUGCGGCUGCUGCUACAUCUGCACAUGCCUCAUCAUCCUAGUCCUCCCCAUCACCCUAAUCUCCCUCAGCCUGAAAACCCACAACCCGAGGAUCUCGGUCGAGGACCUCUACCUCCCGGCCCUCAACGCGGCCGUGCCCUCCAACGUCACGCGCCUCAACACCUUCCUAUUCAUCGACCUCCGCCUCGAAAACGCCAUGCACCUCAACGGCCUCCGCUACGAGGCCGUCAACCUCACCCUCUCCUACGCCGGCGCCGCGGUGGCGGAGGGUGCCGUCGCCGGAUUCUACCAGGGGAUGAUGAAGACGGCGAGGAAGGCCGCGGUGCUGCGGACGCGCGGGAUGCCAUGGGAGGACGCGUUUGAUAGGGUAUCGAGGGGGCUGACGGUGGACGUCGCGGUGGAGGUGGCGAUGGCAGUGAAGCUGCGGCGGUGCGGGGUGUAUAUGAAGAGGAGGGUGGUGCUGGUGGAAGGGGUGGUGAGUUUGGAUGGGUCUGGGGAGGAGGUGGAUGAGAGGGUUGUGAGAUUGAAUUGA
Messenger RNA from Salvia splendens (bonfire salvia), 561 nucleotides. RefSeq lists its product as uncharacterized. Gene Ontology annotation, cellular component: plasma membrane; plasmodesma. NCBI's taxonomy places the organism in Eukaryota, Viridiplantae, Streptophyta, Magnoliopsida, Lamiales, Lamiaceae. Bases 1 to 561 code for a protein of 186 amino acids. The transcript has a single exon. The record is from RefSeq and is a predicted model, not a curated record. Gene Ontology annotation, biological process: defense response to other organism.